AUUUGCAGGAGACUGAUGGUGGUUCAAUUUGUAGCAUAUCGGACUAUAUUUGCAUAUGACAUUUUUACCGCCACAUGAAGCGCGCUUCGACGCGGAUGACAACCCCGUCCACGACACGGACGCACGGACGCGCACCCCUCGUUACGCAUUGCAUGGAUCGGGAAUCCAUCCCAGCCUAUCAGGUCAUGGCCACGAAUCCCAAACGAUCGAUACGAGCCAUUGUUCUGUGCGGAUUGGUCCAUGCCGAGAUCGUGGCGCCACGAUGCGGCAAAGUACAAGGCCAAAGCCAAAUCAGGAUGGUCACCGAUUGUGGCCACAGGACGCGCGUUGCCAUGGGAAACGGCGCAUCUUGCCUUUCAAAGACCGGCCGCCCUCCCGCAAGCAUAAAGGCGACGCUCAACUCCUUGCCUCGGCGCUCAGUCUCUCACACCUUCACUCCCAACUCCUUGAACGGCUUUCAACUACAUCUAUCACCACCCUCUCCUCUCUCGGACGAUCAUGGCCCCCAAGCGGAGAUGGACGACCAAGAAACGCCGGACGAUUCCGAAGGCAACAUCUAGUGCUGCGAAGACGAAGCCACAUCGAUCUCGCAGCCGCAUGUCGCGGGCUUCUACCCCCUCUGUCGCCUCCGAGGGACGCAUCAAGCAGACUGCAAUUAAGGAGAGGCGUCCGGCGACCAGAAGAUGGUUGUAUGCAGAAGAAGAUUCUGACCUAUCCAACCGGUGGACAACCGUCGACAUUCGGCACGACAGGCAAGCCGAGGCCAUCGCGGAGGCCUUAACGCAGCCCUUGGGCGUUCACAUCCCGUCGUUCGUCCGUAACUUGCGGGCGCACACCGUCCUAGAGGACAUCAAGUCUUGGAACCCGCCGCUGUCAAGGGACGAUGUCUUGGGGGAUGGGGCGAAGGGCGUAGCGACCUCGCUGACGACGGCGGGGAAACUCGUAUGCCUCGCUAUCGACGUGACCUUGGUAUCGGAGGGGUGGCUCACGGAUAGCGCGGCAAGGCCUACGCACGUCUUGCUGUUGGCGGAUGCAGCCUCGCCGGCUCGGGCGUCCAAGCUCUCGGCGUGUCCCAAGGUCUUCGAGAGAGCCACACACGUGGUCU
Fomitopsis serialis is the source of this 1105-nucleotide messenger RNA. RefSeq lists its product as uncharacterized. The transcript is spliced from 2 exons. The record is from RefSeq and is a predicted model, not a curated record. Lineage: Eukaryota; Fungi; Basidiomycota; Agaricomycetes; Polyporales; Fomitopsidaceae. Bases 56 to 781 code for a protein of 241 amino acids.